CGGAAAGGAAGUGUUGCCACUGAAGCUUAAAAAUGGUUAUAGAUGAUGUUUUGUUCGAGGAUGUGAGCAGUCGUCCACUGCUUUUCGAUUUAGCACACGCGGAUUAUAAAAACUUCAGGAAGAAAAAUAAGUUGAGGUCAAUUGUGGGUCAAAUACGAGAACAGGACUUAACCACGCUACAUUUCGUAAGUUUAGCCUCGAAAAUAAAAGAAGCGGACCUUUCACCAAUCGUGGUAAAUAACGAUGAGUCUAAAGUGUUCGCCAUAGUCCUUGCGGACAUUGAAUAAUUGUAUUUCUAAAACAUGA
Molecule: messenger RNA, 306 nt
Organism: Anastrepha obliqua
Lineage: Eukaryota; Metazoa; Arthropoda; Insecta; Diptera; Tephritidae
Exons: 3
Coding region: 33-287 (84 amino acids)
Source: RefSeq, a predicted model, not a curated record